Molecule: messenger RNA, 201 nt
Organism: Strongylus vulgaris
Lineage: Eukaryota; Metazoa; Nematoda; Chromadorea; Rhabditida; Strongylidae
Source: the annotation of a GenBank genome assembly
AUGUUCCGCAAGUACUCGUGUAGACUAUGUCCUCCAGCUCGUAAGAGGUCGACCGAAACGUGGUCCGGUCCCGGAGCCGUAGCUGCCUUCAUGUUCUGGAUUGCGGCGCGUACUUUAGCAGGUAAAAUCCUUGGUGGUAUUUCUCCAGUGGGAAUAACGGGGUUUGACACGGGCGUUGACGAGCGAAAGAGAUUGGUGUAG